UCCUGGUCAUAGGGAGACUGUUAUAGCAUAAGACGUUUUAUGGAAAUGAAACGCAAGAGCCCGCUAGCGCCUGCCUGGCAGAGAAACCGCAAUGCACGGGGGGUCAGGUUGUAAAAUGCUAACAGUAGAUGGCGGUAACCCAAGAAAGCUGAUCUGACAGAUCCACCAGAGCCCCCUUGUCUCAGUUUGCAUUCGCAAAAAAAUAGAGGCAGGGAAGCCGAGCAAAGCUGAAGGACAUCAAAUGAAACGCGAUCGCUCGCAGCGGCUCCUCUCGAGUUUUUCGCAGAACCAGGAGCCGGGAGUCGGCAGGUCGUGAAAACAUGGAAGACAAAUCCAAUUCCAUCUCCAGCAACAAGGACGAGAAAGCGGACGGGAAUAAUGUUUUCCAGAGGCAAGACUCGAUACAGAAGAAUAACACGGGGAGCCAAAACAUGAAAGAGCACGCCAAUUCGGUGGGCUUUAAGGGGGACAGGGAAGAAGCCAUGGUGGGCUUUGAAGAUUUGGAAGGGACGUCGAGGCAACACGGCUUCAUGCAGCGACAGUUUGGGGCUAUGAUGCAGCCCGGGGUUAAUAAGUUCUCCCUGCGUAUGUUCGGGAGCCAGAAAGCCGUGGAGAAAGAGCAAGAAAGGGUGCAAACGGCCGGAUACUGGAUCAUUCAUCCCUACAGCGAUUUUAGAUUUUACUGGGACUUGAUUAUGCUGAUCAUGAUGAUGGGGAAUCUAAUCAUCAUUCCUGUCGGAAUAACAUUCUUUUCUGAACAAACAACCACCACCUGGUUAGUGUUUAAUGUUGCCUCAGACACCAUCUUCCUGGUAGACCUGGUCAUGAACUUCAGAACAGGGAUUGUCAAUGAGGAAAGCUCUGAAAUCAUAUUGGAUCCCAAGGUGAUCAAAAUGAACUAUUUAAAAAGCUGGUUUGUGGUCGACUUCCUCUCAUCUAUACCAGUGGAUUAUAUCUUUCUAAUUGUGGAGAAAGGGUUUGACUCUGAAGUGUACAAGACUGCCCGGGCAUUGCGCAUCGUGAGGUUCACAAAAAUCCUCAGUCUCCUGCGACUUUUGCGGCUUUCACGACUCAUCAGAUACAUUCAUCAAUGGGAAGAGAUAUUCCAUAUGACCUACGACCUGGCGAGUGCCGUGGUAAGAAUAUUUAAUCUCAUUGGAAUGAUGCUUCUUCUUUGCCACUGGGACGGUUGUCUGCAGUUCCUGGUUCCCCUUCUCCAAGAUUUCCCGCCUGAUUGUUGGGUGUCGCUAAAUGGUAUGGUUGUAAGUAUUGUACAUUUUUCAUGGUGUUUGUUUGUUUUUUUCCACCUUUUCACAUACAAGCAAGUGGAGCAGUACAUGUCCUUCCACAAGCUACCUGCAGAUAUGCGACAGAAGAUACACGAUUACUAUGAGCACCGCUAUCAGGGCAAGAUCUUUGAUGAAGAUAAUAUUUUAAGUGAGCUGAAUGAUCCACUGAAAGAGGAAAUUGUGAACUUCAACUGCCGGAAGCUGGUAGCUACAAUGCCGCUGUUUGCCAACGCUGACCCGAACUUUGUGACGAGCAUGCUGAGUAAACUGAAGUUUGAAGUGUUCCAGCCCAAUGACUACAUAAUUCGUGAGGGCACUGUGGGGAAGAAGAUGUACUUCAUCCAGCACGGGGUUGCCAGCGUGAUUACAAAGCACAAUAAAGAGAUUAAGCUAACAGAUGGAUCUUAUUUUGGAGAGAUCUGCUUGCUGACUAAAGGGCGCCGCACAGCCAGCGUUCGCGCCGACACCUACUGCCGUCUUUUCUCGCUGUCCGUCGAUCAUUUCAACGAGGUGCUGGAAGAAUAUCCCAUGAUGCGGAGGGCUUUUGAGACUGUAGCUAUCGACCGGCUCGACCGCAUCGGGAAGAAGAAUUCGCUCCUGCUGCAGAAGUUCCAAAAGGACUUGAAUGCUGGUGUCUUCAACACACAGGAAAACGAAAUCUUGAAACAAAUUAUCCGCCAGGACAGGGAGAUGGUGAUGAUGGUGGACCGCAAACAGUCAGUCACUGGGAUGAAUUCCACUCCAGCGUCUGGAAACUCCAUCAUUAACUCACCAGCUCAGCCGUACGCCACUGCCCUGGUCAGCAACCAGUUACAGCAAUCUAACCUUUUGACCUCUGCAAGCAUGGCACAGCCCCCCCGGGUCCUCUCUGCCGCAGGCCAGGCCAUCUACGGCGUCUCCAGUGUAUCCCACGGCAACCUCAACUCCACAUCCCCCAACCUACAAACACCUCUCCAGCAGCAAGGAGCAAUUAUAUCCCCCUGUUCCUUUACCACAGCCAUGUCCAGCCCCACGGUGCAGACGCCACUUGGUGGCGGGCGAACAUUUCAGUACGGCUCACCUACUGCCUCCCAGCUCUCCCUAAUACAGCAGCCAAUGGCACCUUCAUCAACACAACAGGCACAGCAAACAGCCCAGUCUACACCCCAGCAACAGCCGCAGCAGCAGCAACAACAGCAGCAGCAAGUCUCGUCUCCGCAGAGAAGCGACAUGCACAAAAGCACGCAGGCCCUGCAGUCCGGCAGCCUGAGCAGAGACAUCCGUCACCUCUCUGCCUCCCAGCCGUCCCUGCCGCACGAGACCACGCCGCUGUCCCGGCCACACCCCACAUCCGGAGAAUCCCUGGCUUCCAUAGCCCCACCUUUGUCCACGGUGCAAGGGCCGGGAGUGCAGAGUGGAAUCCGAAACACCGUCCCACAGCGAGUCAGUCUAUUUCGGCAGAUGUCCUCUGGAGCGCUGCCCCCGGUUCGCGGUACGCCCUCCACAGCCCAGCACAGAGAUUCCACAGGUUCUCGAAGAGAGUCCACAGUCUUAAGUAGUACAGAAACAGAGCAAGACAAGAUGCGCUUUGCAUCAAAUUUAUGAUCCCAUUUUCCUUUUUAAUAUUAUGUUUUAAUUCAUUUUUAUGGAGACAAAAUAACAGAAAAACAGAAUGGAUUUUAAUAUUUUAUUUUUUUUCUCCAGUUUAUUCAGAACAAAAAAAAAUCUAUAAAUAUCCUGUACAUAUUUACCUUGUAUUAUAUUUUAGACACAUUCCCCUACAACUUAAGAAUGUAUAUUCAAAUAUAUGUGUACAUCUACUUAAAAUAUUUGGAGUUAAUUAACUUUAAAACUAGAAUAAUAACUAGUCUUCCUUUCUGAAGUAUAUGAAUAAAAAAAAAGAUUUUAGCUUGUUUAUUUUUUGUUACUGGAAUGCAGUCAUAUCAUCUUUCAGAUUUUCCUUUUUUUGUGGGUGGGGGUGCUAGAUAGGAAGGGGAAAAAACGCAGCCAUAGCAUCACUGUGGAAAGAAUAACAUGGAAACAUUAACACCAAAAAAACUGGAAAUUCAUAAAGGACACAUGUAAAAUGCGCUGUUGGGGGAGCAGGGGGGCAGUGACUUUUAGCAAUUCAUUGUGUUAACAUUCUCAAAUAGUGAGAACCUGACAGCAUUAUGGGUGCAAAGGGAAUACAUGAUUUACUUGCUGCUUCAAUGUUUUUUAGAAAAAGAAAAAGAAAAAUGUUUGCAAGGAGUAGGUUAGCUGUUUUUUUUCUGAUUAUAAUUUCAGAUGGAAAUGGAGAUUAUGUAAUGUUUAGUAAAUAAAUAUAUACAUUUGUAAUAUUUAUAAACUAAAACUUAUCACCAUUAUGCAAUAGACUGUGAUAACAAUUAUCUAUAUGUGUGUUGUAAAUAGUUUUGUAGAUGUACUGUAGUGUGUUACAGUUACUCUGUGGUGCAUUCUCAAUCAUGACGUGUCAUUUCUGUCAGGAACAUAAUAUCAUCAGCGUAUGCGUAUUAAAAUAAUAGGGAUGUAACAAAAACACACAAAAUGCACAAACUUAGAUCUUAGUAAACCUUGAAGCAAUUGCUCAUUUUUGCACAUACCUUUUCUGUGUUUGAGGUAGGGCAAGCCUGAGAACAAAAGUCAACAUACCUGACAGAAAAGCAUCUUCACUCAAUGCACCAUAAAUUAGGCUAAUUUGGUCCAAUAGUUUCAGUGAUAUUAGAAAUGUGUUCAGACCGAAGUUACAUACAACAUCUGAGUGAAUUAUCUUGAUAGCUCAACAGCCUUUUCACUGGAAACAGAAACAUCUGCUGAAUACUGAAUGGACCAUCACAAUUGUGUACAAUUGUAUAAAUAAAAAAGAAAUAAAAGAUUAGCUAUUUUUUUUAAAGACCAACAUUUACCAAUAAUUUACUUGAAACAAUGAAAAGACAAGUCUGCUUAAUAAAAGGAGCUGGUCUGUAUUAAGGUUUAUCUCUUCUAUCUGUGUAUCUAUCAUACAGUAUAAUGACACCAAGCUGACUAGUUACUGUUUCAUUCUAGUUUGUGUUUUCCAUGUUUUGAAUCAAAUUAAUGAAAUCCAUACCAAAGAAUGGCACCAGUUUGUCCAUUCAGUACACCUGAACAAAUUAGAACCUUGAUUAUGACAACCAAUUUUGAUAAACAGUAUAUAUUCAUGCAAUUUUUCGGCAAACUUUCUUUUCUGUAAGCAACUGUUGUUUCACAAUAUUUUAAAAUGAGCUUUGGUUAUGAAAUCAUAAUUAAACUAAGUCUGGCCAUUUUUUCAGUAAUAUUCAUUCCAUUAAUUCCUGAGACUCAGCAGUGUCAAGUAAUCAAAUGGCUUUGGAAUAAUAUAAUAAGAUAAACAGACUGGAUUUGAGGGUCAGCUUGUGGUGUCAAGCAACAGAAAGAUUUAGAAGAUUUCAACCCAUGUCAAUCAAAUCCCAUUUUCAUAUGUUGAAGCAUGCAUUGUCACAAAUAUUACAAAAUACUAUUUAAAAUGUUGACGUUAAUCGUAUUGUGAAAUUAUGUUUUUGUUUGUUGCCUAGACAAUAUGUAGACAUUAUUUGUGUGUAUCUGAAGCAUUGAAUUGUCACAAAGGACAUUUUAAGUAUUUGUGCCUAAACUUUAGCCAUGUUUCAUUCUUUUUUAUGAGUGUGAGGCAUAUAUAUGUACAUAUGUGCAUGCACUCAGUCAUAUGUGUAACAGUAUUUUUGAAGGAUGAUGGCAAAAAAGAUGGCCAAAUAUAUAUUAUCAUUUAUAAUCGAUGGAUAUUAAUGAAUAUCAGUAAGUGUAAAAGAUGGAAUGAAUCUGUUUAAGAAUUCCAUUUGUCUGCAUGAAUUGACAUACUUCAAAAAAUUACGAAACAUCGUGCAGAUGACAAAUUCUAGUAAUUUGGCACUUUAUUACUUGUAUCUAGUCACUUCAGUGGAUAUAAUAAUGUGUGAAAUGAAACUGGCCAAAGCAAACCACUUAAAGUAUAUAUUUAUUGAAAAUUGCACUUUCUUAUUAAAAAAUAUCUGCUGUUAUCAAUAUUUAGUUUAAGAUUGUUAUUAGAGAUAUAUAAUAUAGUUAAAAAUUCCUUGCCUUACAUGCUGAAAGGUGAAACAUUUUUUAAUUUCAACCAAUCUUAUGCUAUUGCCAUAGUGUGUAAAAAUAAUACACAUACAGUACAUUCAACAGCAGUGCUAUACUGUUUUAACAUUUGCCUUCAGGUAUCGCCUGUGUUUUCCCUAUUUUUUUCACGACUUUGACUACCGCAAGCAUUCUGUAAAGGGCAUUAUGUUAUUUAUUUAUGAUCAACUCAGUAAAAACAGAUAGUUUCAUGGUAUGAAGAUAUUAAACGAACCAGCAGAAAAUAAACAGUAACUGGAUUACAGGAAUACAGUAGAUUUAAUUGGCAUGUUUGGUUUACAAAUUUACAGUAGAAUGUUUUAAUUUAUAUACCAAGUGGGAAAAGGGGCAGACAGAAUAAGUCACAUACUCUUCUUAAUAACUUGCUGACAAUUAUUCUUGUGCUCAUUGAUACAGUGUACACUUGAUACAGUGUAAGGACCGAUAAAUGCUUCUUUCUUAAACAAUAUGCAGACGAACGGUGUUUGUCAACAAUUUUUUUGUUUUAUUUUGUUUGUAAAUAAUAAACCUUUCAAAUAGAGAGAAAAAAAAUAAAAAGAAAUAUUGUCAUUUAA
This is a messenger RNA of Paramormyrops kingsleyae, 5959 nucleotides long. The record is from RefSeq and is a predicted model, not a curated record. NCBI's taxonomy places the organism in Eukaryota, Metazoa, Chordata, Actinopteri, Osteoglossiformes, Mormyridae.